Molecule: messenger RNA, 1076 nt
Organism: Neurospora tetraspora
Lineage: Eukaryota; Fungi; Ascomycota; Sordariomycetes; Sordariales; Sordariaceae
Exons: 1
Coding region: 135-1076 (313 amino acids)
Source: RefSeq, a predicted model, not a curated record
GAUCUAAAGAAUAAUCAUAGCCGAAACAUCCGGGACGGCGAGGAAUCUGUGAUCACCAUGAUAAUCCUCGAGCACCCCCCAUCAGUAAGUUCUUGUCCCUUGACCUUCACCAUGAACUUGAACAGCUAGCAAACAUGCGAUACCCAACGACGCAAUCAUCAACCUCUCUCUCCCUUCUCAUGCUACUCCAACAACAGAAUGCCGCAGCAGCAGCGCUCUCAAUUUCUUCUCCACAUCUCCAGCUGCUGUCCGGAUCACCACCAUCCUCUCUCAGCCUACUACCCGAAACCCAGACACCACCAAACCAAAACCUCCUAACCUACCUCUCCACCACCACUACAUAUACUGACACCUCAAUACCAAUCUCCUCCUCCUCCCUCUGCACCAGCUUCAUCUCCCGCGACAAAUCCGCCCUCCUCCUACCGAACGCGCGCAUCCCGCUGUCUCCGGCAGGAUUCAUCGAUUGCUUCCUCGAGCCUCAAGGGUCGCAAGCAGAAGACAACCAGCACCAAAAGCAACAACUAGUCUUCAAAGGGAUUCCUGCGGGAUGGCAGUUUAGUAUUACAAAGAUUACGCUCGCUGGGUGGUUGGAUUUGGAAAGAGGGGCUUUUGUCGAGAGGGUUUCGCUUUCUGUUGGCUAUCCCGAGGGUGAGAAGGGGUGGAAAUGGAAAUGGGGUCUUAAAAAACCGAGAAGAGCAGCCCCCCAAAAAAGUCAUUAUGCUCUAAUCGACACAGCAACAUCCCUCACCCCCUACGGCCGUUUCGGCACCGGAUACCAGGGGACUUUCAACCUCUCUAUGCCCGUCAAACCCCCCCAACCCAAAGCCAGUGUCCGCAGUUCAAGCAGCACAGACAAAGGAAGGAGAGACCAACUAGCCCUCUCGCCGUGCUCAACGGGUCCCGAGAUGGAGAUCGCUCUGGGCGCUGAGCUGUGGUUUUCACUUUCUCAUGAACAGAUUGAUUUUGAUGAUACGAUUGUUCAUUGGGGGAGGCUGGGUGGGGAGGGUAAGGGUGAGGAAGAAGGGGAUGAGAAGACGUUGAGGGUUGGGGUAACUGGGAGGUGGACGAGGUGUUGA